This is a messenger RNA of Symbiodinium sp. CCMP2456, 462 nucleotides long. The record is from the annotation of a GenBank genome assembly. NCBI's taxonomy places the organism in Eukaryota, Dinophyceae, Suessiales, Symbiodiniaceae.
AUGUCCAGUCUUGUGGCAGCGCAACAACAGAAGUUGGCUGGCCUGAUGGAUGAGGAGGUUGAAGAGGAUGGGGCAGGGAAAGGACUUGUAGGGAGUCGAGUUGACUUUUGGGAGUCUGUGGCCGUACAGAACAGGCCGGCAUCUCCUCGUCGAACUGGCCCACGGCUCCUGCACCAUCGCGCGUUUAGCGCUGACCCGGAUUCUGACAGCGAAGAACUCAUUCCAGUGGAGACAUGCAUCGAUGAGCGCCGAUAUUGGCACAAGGAGCGAGAUCGCUGGCACGAGGCAGAGCACUGGAGGUCGUGGCGUCUCCUGGAAUACGGCACAGAACAGGCGUGUGCGACACACGUGCUAAACCCUUUAAGCGUCAGGCCAGCAACUUUCGAGCGAAGCCAGGGCUCAGCAGUCUUUGGUUUUGGGGUUUGGGCUUUAAAGUUUAGGGCUUACGGGUUUGGGGUUUGA